Penicillium expansum is the source of this 1245-nucleotide messenger RNA. RefSeq lists its product as uncharacterized. Bases 1 to 1245 code for a protein of 414 amino acids. The transcript has 2 exons. Lineage: Eukaryota; Fungi; Ascomycota; Eurotiomycetes; Eurotiales; Aspergillaceae. The record is from RefSeq and is a predicted model, not a curated record.
AUGUUGUUCUUGACCUUCAUAUGUUCAGUUCCUAUCCUGGCGACAGCUACUGAGGAGACUACCUCACUUCCAGUCGGAUGGCAGGAUGGCCCUAAUCGACGGGGCACCUGGGACAUUGUUCUGAGUUGUUUGACAACCAUUCUUGCCUGUACAUGGACUAUCCAACAUCUGAAUGUUCCGGGGCAGUCAGAUCACGAUGGAAUUGUCAGAAUAACUGUGCAAAGGCUAAAAUGGAUGGCGAUCUCAGUUUUAUUGCCUGAGUUUAUUUUGGCACAUGCGUUUUUCGAGCUCAUCUUGGCUGUACAAGGAACGGAGGACGUCAAGAAGUACACGCACAAGAAGGUCGCUAAGUAUCCUUGGAUGAUCCGGCCACUCGUCUCUAAAUCAGCUCGCAGUCAGCAGCAAGAUGUCGAGACUGCCGAAACCAAAGGUAGAUUGGAACCCUCCAAGAAACCACAGGAUGAGGAUCUCUCAACCCCCGAAGAGUACAAAAGGCCCGACACCAAAGAAAUCCCAGAUUGGACACUUGCCCACUCUUAUUUCGCAAAUAUGGGCGGAAUUUAUUAUCAAGGGAAUAUUCAUUGCCCCUUGACUACCUCGCAAUAUGCCCAAGAAUGCGAGCUCUACGAGAUGCCCAAAGUUACCGAAAGCGACAUUGAAAGUCGAAGCAAACAAGACUACACCGCGAAGGGAAUUGCUCUCCUGCAGAUAGCACAACUAGUUCUUUCUCUUAUUGUGCGAAAAACGCAGAACCUGCCUUUCUCUCAGCUGGAAGCCCUCACACUCGGUCUGGCUGUUUUUGGGAUAGGCACGUACAUUGUAUAUUGGUAUAAACCUCAAGACAUAAGUGCUCCAAUAACAGUCCGGCAUAAGAAGCCUGGCGCCGAACCACUCAAAUUUAUACAAAAUCACGACAAUUUCUGGGAAAUCCUCACCAACCACCGAAGCUCUCAUGAUGACCAAACAGUUAAUCGCAUCAAGAACGAUAAUAUCCCUCUAGGAUCAUCAAAGACAGCCCAUAUGGCAAUUCCAACCUUAGCCGUCAUGUCAGCAGCAUUCGGAUGUCUCCAUCUGAUAGCUUGGAACUUCGAGUUCCCUACAGAUAUUGAAAAGAUUCUAUGGAGAGUUGCCACCAUUCUCUCAAUCACGGUUCCUAUUACCGGCCUUGCGAUCAUUCCCCUAGCUCAAUUUACCGUUCAGACAGACAGGACGCGCGAGAUCUAUACCAAGCAAAAAGAAGGCUAG